AUGAGUUCAUCAGCGAAUAAUUCACAAACAUCACAAUCACCAGUUUCAAUGUCACUGCCAGUGCCUUCAUUGUCAUCCUCUUCUUCAUCAUCAGAAAAAACUAAAGAAAAAGAAAAAGCAAAAAAGAAAUUAGCAAUUUUUUUAGACCAAAGUUUAGAUUCAUUUAAAAGAUUUAAAGGUUUAUCAUCAUUUAUUGCAAAUUCUGAUGAAAAUGAAAUAGAUAAAGUUUUUAAAGAAAAUUCAUAUCAAGUGUAUCAGACAAUGUUAUCAACAUUUUCGUCAUAUGAAUUGGGCACAUAUAAAGGAAAACAAAGUUAUGCAGAAAAAGAGGUAUUAAAAUUAAUGGAAUUGUUAAAAAGAAUUUUAAUACAUUUGGAAGGAUUUGUAAAAAAAGGGUGGCAAGUUAAAUCUAUAGUUAAUGUAUUGGAGAAGAUGCUAGGUAUUGAAAACGUUCAAAACAUUAGAAUGUCAGGUUUCUCUGUAUUAUUUAUAUUUCUAGAAGUAAUGGAAAAGCCAGAUAAAUAUAAAUUAGAGUUGUUUGCUACUGCUAUCGAUUUUACUCCAUUCACAGCAGAUUACACCUCAAAAAUUACAUUUGCCAGAAAAGUAUUUAGCGCCGCCACAGAAUUAAAGAGAUUUAUUGUAAUGCAAUCGCCAGAUGUCCCAUCAAAAGAAGAUGCAACUAAACUUUACGAACAAAUUUUUAUCCACAUUGAAAAGAAAAUUAAUACAAUCACAUUACCAAAUACAUCUAAUAAUAAUAACAACAACAACAACAAUAAUAAUAAUAACAAUAACAUAUUAAAUAUAUUCAAUUUUUGGUUUGAAUUAAUCAAAAUUCAUUAUUUACCAGUACUUUAUCCAAAUAUAUGCAAACAAAAUUCACUCAUACCAAUCGAUGAUAUCACAGGUUUCGUUAGUCAUUGUCCACAUGAACUCCAAGUCGUCACAAUUAAUUAUAUAUGCACCUGGGUUUUAGGUAAUAAACAAAUCAGAGAAUACUUUUUAAAUCAAGAUACCAGCUCAUUGUUAAUUGGAAGUGGUAUUGGUGGCAGUAGCUUAAAUCUCGCAGCUUCUAUUGCAAAUAAUGCAGCAGCCUUAAAUAGUUUACCAAAUAUAGUACCAGGCAAAGGAAACAUUUCAAUAUUAUUAGAAAUUUAUAGACAAAGUUGUAGAUUACCAUUAAAAUAUCAUGAAGUUAUUAAAAAAUCAAUUUCAACUUUUAAAUACUUAUUUUUGGAAAAUACAAAAGAUUUAGAUUUAGGCGAAGAUUUACCAAUUUAUCAAACAUUUAUUUUUAAUGAAAUGUUACAUGUUUUUGAAUUGGAAUCACAAAAUUUUGAAAAAGAAAGAGAAACCAUUGGUCAAUAUAUUAUUGAAAAUGUUUAUAAAUAUAUGAUUGAUCACUAUGAACAAUUAAAACCAGAACUCAAAGAGAUUGUAUUAUUGGCUAUGCUUCAGGGAUCAGUAACAUUGUUAAGAAAAUCAAAUCCAAAUAAAUCAGUAAGUACAUCAUUAGAGCAAGCAAUUGUAUCGACCACACUUUACGGUUGGAUAAAAUCAAAAGAAGUCAAUAAUAAGAAACUCUGGGACCAAUUCCAUCAACAAUUUGAAGAACUCUACCACAGACCAGAGGUUAUUAAACAAAUUAAAUCCAAAUUAUUCCAAGUAACAUUAGUACUCAAAGAGCUUAUAUACCCACUCUCUCAAAGACUUAUUACAAAGAAACAAAAAGAUGCUAGAAAUACAGCUAAAGGUGGUGAACCAAGAUCAUUGGAUCACCAAGAAGUACCAUCAGAGCCACCACAAGAUCCAGCCAUUCACCAAGCCAUUCAAUGGGAUGUAGAAACCUGUAAAGCAAUAUGGCAUUGUUUACUUGACCUCUUUAAGAAUCUUCAAAAGAUUAAAGAUCCAAUGAUCCACGAAUUGGCCACUCAUAUUCUUGUUGAUAUUGUUGACCUCUUUAUUAGAACCGAAUUGGAGGUUGAAUUUUCUGAUUACUUGGACGAAUCAAAACCAAGACAUCUUUCUCUCUUUAAUAUUUUUGGUUCAAGAUUAUUCGAUACUUAUCAAUUGGACAGCAAAUACACAAAGAGUAAAGUUUUAGCUUUGGGUUGUCUCUGUAGAUUAGUAUGCCGUCAUCAUCCACAAUAUCCAGUUUCAAUUUUAUCACAUUUCUAUAGUGUUAUCAAUUCAGCUAUGAUUGCUCCACCAUCAAACGGUAUCGAUUUAUCAUGGUCAAUUAUUUUAAAUAGUAGUAAUAUUUUUAAUUUAUCAAUACCAGGUUCAAAUAUUUUAAUACCAACUUAUUUAUAUAAAAUUAAGGUUAUUUUAACAUUAAAAGGUGAAGUUUCUGUACCAUUAGAAGUUAGAAAGAAAUGUAUUGUAAUCUUAAACUCUUUAAUUUUUUAUCCAAAUCAAUUCCCAAAUAUGGAUAUUUAUAAUCAAAGAGAAGUUAAAGGUAAAUUAUUAGGUAAUGAUUUGACAAUGGCAGAAAUGAAAAAGGAUAUUGUCGAUAUUUUACACAUUACAUUAAAGAGUGAUAAAAACUCGGAGAAUAAGGUAAUUUGUGUCUGGGGUCUUUCAGUAUUUUUAAUGGAAGAAUUCAAUUGUACUUAUAAUCAAGAUUUAAUAAACGAAAUCGUAGAUGCCAUUACUUCACAUACUCUUAUUAUGGAUACCGCCGUAGCUAGAGCUGCAUUGGAUGCUCUCUCCUCAAUCGGUUUAAUCUUUAAUAAAUUGAAUAAGCAAACUAUCCAAAAGAUUUUAAUUCCACUUUGUUCGAGUAUUCUUAAAGUUUUACCAGAAAUAGAGGCUGGCACAUCAUCAAUAGCCGAGGUUACCAUUGCAGGCCACUAUCAUUGUCUCUUAGAUUGGAUCUCUUUGGAUAAUAGUAUUUUUGAAGAUUCCUAUUUCUCUGAAUUCCGUUCUCUUUUAUUCCGUUGUAUCGAAGAGGGUCUUGGUUUGAAGGACGAAAUGUGGAGCACCAAUUCCAUCACUAACCUUAUGAAGUUACAACAACAAGAGGUCAUUCUUGCUCCAAUGGAUCCAAAAGAUUUGAAACAAGCCACAAAGAAUUUAACAAUUAGAAAGAAUAUGGUUUCAAAGAUUAGUGACACUUUUAAAGGUGACAAGAGUGACAAGGCAAACGCAGCAGCUUCAGCUUCUUCCCAAGCAGAGGAUGAUCAAGAUUUUUCAACUAAAUUUGUUAUUAUUCACGAUGCAUGCGAAACUUUAUUAAAUCAUUGUCUUAAUUUCACCCAUCACUUCCCAUCCAAACAAGGUGCAGAGUUUAUAAGUUCAAUGAUUGACGAAGAAGAUGACAAAAUGAGUGAAGAUCCAGAAGUAACCGUUAUCAAUAGCAAUUCUAAUCCAGGUUUAUCAAACAUGCCAUUAUUUUGUGUAUUAAAUGAAAAUGCUUUAAUUUCUGUCGUCGAAAUUCCAAAACCCAAUGGUAAUGGCACCUUAGCAAGAUUGUUUAUUCGUGAUGCAACUGGAAAAUAUGUUUGGAAUUUUGAUUGUGAUUAUGAUUUAGAAAACCAAAUUAAAAAUUCACCAGUUUCAAUGUAUAUUAAUAAUGACAGCAACAGCAGCAACAGUGUAUUGAUUUUAGAUUCAAACCAAAAUAGUUAUCAAUUAAUAAAUAAAUAUUCAAAUGACCCAGAAAUAAAACCAGUCGAAAAAGAUGAACAAUUAAAUAACCUAUUAUCCAAACUAUCAUCUGAACACCCAGAAUGUUUACCACCAAGCGGCAAAUUCUUAAACCAACCAUUAAAUCUAUUAAAACCACAACUUGCAGAUGUCUUUUUAAAGAACCAAAAAGAAUUGGAAGGUUUCAUCGAAAGAGAAUCAUCAACAGAAAUGAAGAAUCGUUAUGCUCUUCCACCAUCAGGCACUUCAUGGUCAGCAACCAUUCCAGAUAAAAUCAAACCAGUCGUUUCACAAUCAAGUCGUUUAUUAAUGUCUUAUUUAGGUUUCUUGGAUGUAAAUAUCUAUACCAAUAGCAUUAGACAGCUAGAAUCAACCAACAAACUAAGCAGAGCCCUCACUCAGUUAGAUAUAACACCAGGUCGUGAAAUUUUAAAGAUUGGUGUCAUUUAUACAGGCGAGGGUCAAGAUGACCAAAAAGAAAUCCUCAGAAAUGAUCUUUCAAAAGGUUCCGAUCUUUAUCGUGAAUUUGUUGAUGGUUUAGGUUGGCCAGUAGAGUUAGAGAAACAUCAAGGUUACAUGGGUGGCUUGGAUCGUAAGAAAACUACUGGUAUCAUUGCUCCAUAUUAUGCUACUCCAUCAGUCGAAGCUAUAUUCCACGACAUUACUUUAAUGCCAACCAAUCCAACCGAUUCACAACAAAUUCAUAAGAAACGUCAUGUAGGUAAUGAUAUUGUAAAUAUAGUUUGGUCUGAACAUAUUAGAGAUUAUAAUAGCACAACCAUUACAAGUCAGUUUAAUGAUGCUCUUAUCAUUGUUUAUCCAUUACCCAAUGGUCUCUUUAGAAUUCAAAUCUAUCGUAAAGAAACAAAAGUACCAAUGUUUGGUCCACUCAUUCAUGGUAUGUGUGUCAAUAAAGAGUUGUUACCAAUUUUAGUUCGUCUUACAGCCAUCAAUGCUUAUAGAUACGUUAGACAUGCCACACCAAAUUAUUCAAAACCAUAUGUUUUAAGAAAAUUCCGUAUUAAAGAAAUUGUUGAUCGUUAUGCUUCCGAUAGAAAUUAUGUUGACUAUAUACAUUCAAUUGGUUCAGGUUCAAGUAAUUUCCCUGUACAAAUUCCAGUUUCUUCACCAACCUCUACCACUCCUUCAGCAUCACCACCAACUACAAAUCCUUCAAAUAUAAAUAAUCAAACCACACCAUCACCAACUACUUCAUCACCAACAACAACAACACCAACAACAACAGCAACAACAACACCAACAACAUCGCCACCAGCAUCGGCAUCGGUAUCACCCCAACAACAAUAA
Molecule: messenger RNA, 4959 nt
Organism: Dictyostelium purpureum
Lineage: Eukaryota; Evosea; Eumycetozoa; Dictyosteliales; Dictyosteliaceae
Exons: 4
Coding region: 1-4959 (1652 amino acids)
Biological process (GO): positive regulation of GTPase activity; regulation of small GTPase mediated signal transduction
Cellular component (GO): cytoplasm; nucleus
Molecular function (GO): GTPase activator activity
Source: RefSeq, a predicted model, not a curated record